UAUACGACGCUUUUGUGAUGGGAGAUGCUGAAAGUAGCGUAAAAGUUUUGCCUACAAGUGGUAAUGAAAAAAUUGCUAGAAUUUCACAAGGUAUUACUCGUGAAGAGAUCAUAAACGUGAAGUCAUCCGCACUUGAUAUAACCUACAGCAUGUGGGACUUUGGAGGACAGGAAAUUUACUACAUCACACAUCCACUUUUCCUGUCGUGGCGGUCUCUUUACAUUCUCGUUAUCCCGCUUCACCUUGAGCUGAGUGAUGACGCACCGCGCAAAGAAGAUGAAAAGCAAUUGAAGGGGUCUGCUGUAAGAACACAUCGUACCAUUCUGGACUUGUUACAUUUUUGGUUGAUGUCAGUCUACACCCAUGCAGUACCAGAAUCUCAUCUAGACUCACGAUAUGAACCAAAGGUCUUGUUAAUAGGGACAUUUGCGGGUGAUGAGGGCUUGCGAAUCAGCAAGGAGAAGGUGGAGUCUAAAGUUCAAGAACUGAAGGAAAUGAUAGAAUCCAAACCCUAUAAGAAGCAAGUUCUCUUUCCCAUAUGUGUGAUUGACAAUCAAUUUUCUGAAAGGUCUGAAGUGAAUAAAAUUCAAGAUCGCAUUGAUGGACUCGUAAAGGACUCAGAGUAUAUGAAAGUUCGGAAGCCAAUUAAGUGGAGAACAUUUUUAACUGAAAUAGAGGGCAGUGAUCAAAACACCCUAACAGUGAAAGAGGCACGCACAACAAUGACAAGUUUGGGAAUCGACGACGACAAAGAAGCGGAUGAUGUUCUUAAGUUCUGCCAUGACAUAGGACACCUCAUAUAUCACCAGGGAUGUGAGCUUAUUGUACUUAAGCCACAGUUUCUGAACAGCAUCGUCAGUAACAUCAUAACAGUCAUCGAUAGCGAGAAAAUGGAAGGGGACCUGGCCAAAUAUUGGAGAGAUCUCAAGGACAAGGGUGUUCUUAGUAUAGAAUUGAUCAAAGCUGUCUGGAAGGAACAAAAAGGACACCGUGAUCAGCUCGAUAACAUAAUUGACAUGAUGAUCAAGUUUGAUCUGAUCUGUGAAAUACCCGAAAAGCCUGAUGGGAGGAGACAGUUCUUUGUUCCCUGUCGUUCAUCUCCCAUGCUUCAUGAGAAGGAAAGCCACGACAAAGGCCAUACCGUCGAAUUUACCAUUGACUUCCAUCACUUCUUACCAGAUGGUUUCUUACACCGGUUCUAUGUUCGAAUGGCAAGAUGGUCCAUGCAGAACAAGAAGUCUAUCAAACCAACUUUCCACUGCAGGCAAAUGGUGUUCUAUAUUGACAGUCGUCAUAGAGUGGUGAUGACGAAUGAGAUCAACAUUAAAGAAUGUCAUCAAAUUAAGGUUGAGAUAUAUGCAACAGUCCCAGUCGGUGCACCAGCCACAGUCAACCUGGAUGGCAAGAUUAUUGAAGAUCUGCAUGGAACAUUGGAGGAUCUCAAAAAGCGCUGGGCAGGACGGAUUGAAUAUUCUGUUGGAAUAGUGUGUCCAAACUGUUCUAAACAUGGCGAUAAGGAAUUGAUCCGCAUUAGAGAUAUCCUGACAGACCAGGAUGAGUAUGCUUCUUGUGAUGAUGGUUGCCCUUCAAUAUAUGUUGGUGAUAUCCUGAGAGCAUUUAACAAAGGAACAACCAAAACAUCGCUGGAAAAAACGAAACCUCCUCAAGGUGCAUCAGCAGCAGCCGGUGAAGUUUCUAGUACUCCUAAAGCCAGGGAAGUGGACAACGCAAUGCUUAAUACGUUGGCAAGAUACAUUCCAAGCUACGCCUACAACACGUUCAGCGAAAAGCUUGGAAUCGAGCACACCCAGGCCAGGAACAUUUUGGAUAAGUACAGCAGCGACUAUGAGAAGUCAACGAGGGAAUGCAUAGCGAAAUGGAUGGAUAGAUCAACCCGUAGUGUGACUGACUUACAUGAUGUUCUGAGAGAAACUGAACUCGGGGGUUUAAUUGUUCACUGUAAUUAACAACAAUAUAUAUGUCAUAUGAUAUCUGAUUUUUGUGCAUUGUUCUGCACAUUAAAAUGAUUAAUCUUUAAUGCUUACAUAUUGUAAACAAUUUCAUAAUGAGAUUGGAGUUUUUUGCGGAAGCCUUUACAUUUACUGGUGAACGUCCAAUGCAUAAUAUAUUUUAUAUGAUAUCGUACUAAAAAUGGACUUUCGUGCGAAAAUCUGCACCUCAUAGUAGUGAAUAUUCAAUAAAUAUAUAAUAUAUGACAUCACAGCGAGAUUGUACGUUUGUGCAAAGGUCUGGAAUUCAUACUGGUGAAUGCCAUAUAUAUACUUAUAUAUUUCAUAUGAUAUCAUACAGAGAUUGGAUUUUCAUACAAAAGUCUGCACAACAUAUUGGUGAAUAUUCACUGUUUAUAUAUUUUAUAUGAUAUCGAAGUGAGAUUGGAUGUUUGUGCAUAAAUCUGCAAAUUAUAAUGGUAAAUAUCCAAUUUUAUUUUUAUGUUAUCCCAUAUGAUAUUAAACCGGGAUUGCAUUUGUGUAUCUAAGUUUGCACGUAUUUAUUGCUGAAGGCCAUUGUAUUUUAAUUGCAUAGUAUAUCUUACUGAGAUGCAUUUUCGUGCAUAAGUCUGCACAUCAUAAUGGUGAAUUUCCAAUACAUAUACAUUUUCCAUAUGUUAUCGUACUGAGAUGGGAUUUUCGGGCAUAAGUGUGGACAUCAUAACGGUGAGUUUCCAAUGUUUAUUUCAUAUGAUAUCGAAGUGAGAUUGGAUGUUUGUACUUAAGUCUGCUCAUUAUAAUGGUGAAUAUCCAAUGCAUUUUUCUUUUAUCUUAUAUGAUAUUAAACAGAGAUUGCAUUUGUGUGCCUAAAUUUGCACUUAUUUAUUGCUGAAGUGCCAUUGUAUUUUAAUUUCAUAUUAUAUCUUACUGAAAUGGAUUUU
Molecule: messenger RNA, 2890 nt
Organism: Strongylocentrotus purpuratus (purple sea urchin)
Lineage: Eukaryota; Metazoa; Echinodermata; Echinoidea; Camarodonta; Strongylocentrotidae
Product: probable serine/threonine-protein kinase pats1
Exons: 13
Coding region: 18-1967 (649 amino acids)
Source: RefSeq, a predicted model, not a curated record